AUGGAGACGCAGGUUUCUCAGCUGGUGGAAGAAGCCGUGCAGAGGAGCCAUGAUCAGUUCAUGGCCCGUCUCGACAACUGGCUGCUGGCGCUUGAGUGCAGGCUUUGUCACGACGAUUACGAGACACUUCCUGCCGACCAUCAUCAUUCUCCCCAUUCCCACAGCCACGCAAUCAGCCCGGCACUCCGUGCAGAAGGGACUAUGGAGCCUUCUGGCUCGGGUGAGGCCGAGGUCGAGGAAACUCAUCGAGUAGAGCUUGAUAACGCGACGAGCCCGAUGGCGAGCCACGAGGUGAAGCCUCAUCGUCCAUCCGAGCGCUCGCAGUCGAGCUACGAUCUGGCGAAACGGGAGGGGUCAAGGCUGGAGGUGUACAAGAAGCUCUACACGGAGAGCAUGCAUCCGGAUGCACCGAACGCAUGGCUUCGACAAGCUUGUCCCUGCAUUGUGGCUUUCGAAUCUGCUGCUCGGAGGAUCGUCACAUCGCAGCGCUUCGAGAUAUUUUUUGCCACAGUGCUCGUGUCAAACGCGCUGUACAUCGGAGCACAGAUCCAGUGGAUGUCCGCGCAUCCAACUGACCUCAUCGAUCCGGGCUUCACAAUCGUCCAUACCCUCUAUGCUGUCAUCUUCACCAGUGAAGUUGCGCUGAACUUGGUGGCCUUUGGCUUCAAAAAGUUUCUUUGUUCCAGUGGAUGGGCCUGGGCAUGGCUGGACGUCUUGGUCGUCUUCUCCGCGUGGAUUGAGCUUUACCUGGACAUCCAGCAGAUGAUGAACUCGCCGGCCUCGGGAACCAGCGUGCGGAUCGUUAGAGUCUUCAAGUUCACACGAAUUCUACAGGGCCUCAGGUCGCUGCGCAUCGUCCGCUACGUAAGCGGCUUGCGGAUUCUUGUGUAUUCGAUGUAUGAUGCCACCAAGUCCUUGCUCUGGGCGCUCAUCCUACUUGCACUGAUCAUCUAUGUCUUCGGCCUCCUUUUCAGCAGCGCGGCCUUGGACCAUGCAGUGACAGUGGGACCCGAUGUGGUGGACCCACAAUUGAAGCGAUUCUUCGGGUCCGUGGAUGUUUCCGUAACAACGCUGUACCGCUCUGUUCUGGGUGGACUUGAUUGGGGCGAGGCCGCAGGGCCACUAGGGACCGCCGGCUAUGUGUGGGUACAAAUCUUCCAGUUCUACAUCGGCUUUGUGAGCUUUGCCAUCUUGAACGUUAUGACGGGUGUUUUCUGUAACUCUGCGAUCCGAGCUGCGGAGCAUGACCAUACCAUCAUGAUGCAGAACAGAGUUCAGUUUCGAGACAUGGCUGCCGACCUCUUCAAGAAGAUGGACGCCAGCGGCUUCGGCCAAAUCACAAUAAACGAGUUCGAAAGCCUUUACGACGAUGAGGACAUGAAAGCAUUCCUAGAUUCCAUAGAGAUCAGCGCCAGCGAUGCCUGGACUCUCUUUGCAAGCUUGGAUCAAGAUGGCAACGGCUUGAUCGGCAUCAACGAGUUCACUGAAGGAUGCUUGAAGCUGCACGGUCCGGCUCGUUCAGUGGACUUGUAUGCCCUACGUCAGCAGCACUUGAAGUUCCGCGAGCAACUUACAUCCCUUGUGCAGAACCAGCACAAGAUCAUGGAGAAGCUGCAGACCAGGCCUUUGGUGCAUACCUCCAUUUUUGCAGUGUGA
Molecule: messenger RNA, 1656 nt
Organism: Symbiodinium sp. CCMP2456
Lineage: Eukaryota; Dinophyceae; Suessiales; Symbiodiniaceae
Source: the annotation of a GenBank genome assembly